Entamoeba dispar SAW760 is the source of this 1470-nucleotide messenger RNA. RefSeq lists its product as uncharacterized. Gene Ontology annotation, molecular function: chromatin binding. The transcript has a single exon. The record is from RefSeq and is a predicted model, not a curated record. Gene Ontology annotation, biological process: DNA-templated DNA replication. NCBI's taxonomy places the organism in Eukaryota, Evosea, Mastigamoebida, Endamoebidae. The coding region runs from base 1 to 1470 and encodes 489 amino acids.
AUGGAUUUUAGUUGUAUUGAUGUACCUGAUCAAUUCUUUUGUGGAAUUCCUUCUCAAAAUCAUAAAAACCAAUUAAAUAAUUUAGAAGAAUUGAUUCAUAACUCAGAAUUUUAUCAAAAAUUAAUUAAUCAUUCUACACCACUUAAGAUAAGUGAUAGAUCAUUAGUGUCAAUAGUUGUAACAGUAAUAUAUGAAUUAGAUCAACAAAUAUCAUAUGAAUCUGUUAAUGGAAAAUUAACAAGAUAUUUAGAAACCUUAGAAGAUGAAGUAAAUGAAUUUAACUAUAUAUCAAGAAAUCGUUAUUUAUGUAAAAUUGAAGGAUUAUAUAAUAAGUCUAUUCCAUCAAUUUGUUAUUCACGUGGUAAUUUAAUGAAAAAAGAUAAACAAACUAAUUCUAUUAAUCAAUUAAUUUGUGUUAUUGGAUUUGAAGAUGGAGUUCAAUUAAAAAUAGGUGAAAGAUAUCAUUUGAUAGGAAUUUACCAAUCGUCUCGUUUUGAUGAAGAUAAUGAGUUAGACAUUAAAUUACCUACAAAUCAAAGACUUUAUAUAUUAUUAUGGAGAAUUUUCGGAUUAACUGAAUAUUGUCUUGAUUCUAAUGGAAUUACUCCUCAAAUGAAUAUCGUUUUAAACCAACAUACAAAAGUUAUUAAUUUGGAUUGUAAUAAUUUCGAUAUUAGAAAUCAUAUUUUAACCCUUUUUAAUUCUAUUAUUCCUGAACCUAUGAACCUUCAUUUAUUACUUAAUUUAGUUAGCUCAAUUCAUACUCGUCAACCUAUGGUUCUUCAAAAAUAUUCAUUAGGUUUAAUUGUUGACACAAUUGAUCCUUUUAUUAAUAAUCUAAAAGAAACACUUCAAUUUUUUAAUCCUUUUGUUGAAGUUAUUGAUGCUUGUCAAACUAAAUCAUUACUUCCACAAAUUACUUCAGAAACUAUUGAAUAUGAAGAACAUUCAUUACAAAUUGGAAAUGAUAGUAUAGUAAUUAUUGUUGCAAAUAAAGAGAUUAAUGAACAAAAUAAAAUACUAAUAGAAGAGUUAUUAAAUCAACAAAUAUUACAAUUUAAUAUUUAUGGUCAACCAGUAAAUAUCCCAAUUAAUUGUUCUGUCAUUUUUGUUACUAAAAAAGGUUAUAACGAAGAUAUGAUUAGAUCAUGUGAUCACAAUGUUAUCAUUCAUCAGGGAAUCACAAAUAUUUCUAUAAAACAACUACUCCAUAAAUGGAAUCAAAAAGAAAUAUUGGAUGCGUAUAGAUAUUUUGCUUAUUGUAGACAAUUAAAAUGCUCUAUUAAUGAAGAUUUUCAAGACAUAGUCACAGAUUCAUUUGUUAGUGCAAGAAAAAUUAAUUCAAAUAUAGAUCAAAUGUCAUUACAUAAAUGGCUAAAUGUUGCUUGUAUUUUAGGUUCUUCUUAUGGAAAAAGAAAAAUCAAUCACGAAAUAUGGAAUGAAACACUACAACUUUUAUCACUACACUAA